Miscanthus lutarioriparius is the source of this 933-nucleotide messenger RNA. The record is from the annotation of a GenBank genome assembly. Lineage: Eukaryota; Viridiplantae; Streptophyta; Magnoliopsida; Poales; Poaceae.
AUGGCGGCGCCACCCGUCCCCGUCCUCUGCAGCGCCUCCCCCUGUCGCGUCUCCACCCACCUCGCUCCUCCUGCCUUUCGAACCAUUGCUGCGGCGCGGCCGCAGGCCUUGCCACUAGGCUUCUGCGUCGAGCGCCGGGGGCCCCCUCUGCGCGCCCGCGCGCUGUUCGCGGCCAAGCGCGGCGGCGGCCGCGGCGAGGUAGCCGCGGAAGGUGCGGACGGCACGCGCGCGCUGCUCCAGGCGGCGCUCUGGGGCGCCGAGGCUGCCUACAUACUCUGGCUCUUCCUCCUGCCUUACGCCCCGGGUGACUCGAUUUUGGCGAUCUCGCAGGCUACCAUCAGCGACCUUAUCGGCCUCUCACUCAACUUCUUCUUCGUCCUGCCGCUGCUCAACUCAGUUAGCGUUCACCUGCUCGAAUCGCCGGUACUUCACCCUAUGGCAGAAGGAUUGUUCAACUUUGUGAUCGCUUGGACGCUGCUUUUUGCACCACUUCUCUUCACGGAUUAUAGGAGGGACCGAUUCAAGGGAUCGCUCGACGUCUUGUGGGGCUUUCAGAUGUUCCUCACAAAUACUUUCUUGAUACCUUACAUGGCAAUCCGACUGAACGUUCCGGAUGCAGACCAGUCUCCACCGCAAAGAUCACAACUGGGUUCAGUUAUGGUUAACGGUGCACCGGUUGUGGGCGCAAUUGGCGGUCUUGUCUGUGUUCUCUCGAUUGUUUGGGCAUUCUUUGGCCGCGGAGAUGCUGAAUUUGGAGGCACUGCAGAACGGUGGCAGUAUGUGCAGAGUUAUGUGCUCUCGGACCGGCUUGCUUACGCGUUUCUAUGGGAUAUAUUUCUGUACUCCAUAUUCCAGCCAUGGUUGAUCGGGGAUAAUCUUCAGAACGUGAAGGCAGAUGCUACUGAGUUUGUGAAUGCGUAUGCAGUUGAGUGA